Messenger RNA from Nycticebus coucang (slow loris), 6289 nucleotides. RefSeq names its product lipin 2 (gene LPIN2). The record is from RefSeq and is a predicted model, not a curated record. Gene Ontology annotation, cellular component: endoplasmic reticulum membrane; nucleus; cytosol. The transcript is spliced from 21 exons. Gene Ontology annotation, molecular function: transcription coactivator activity; phosphatidate phosphatase activity. Lineage: Eukaryota; Metazoa; Chordata; Mammalia; Primates; Lorisidae. Gene Ontology annotation, biological process: positive regulation of transcription by RNA polymerase II; fatty acid catabolic process; cellular response to insulin stimulus. Bases 131 to 2932 code for a protein of 933 amino acids.
CUUUCAGUUUUAACCAUAUCACUGUGUCUCCAAACAGUCUACACACAGUUUGUCAGAAGAGCAGCUUUCUGUUUUGAUGAUACCUGCAUCUUCCGGAAAGACAUGCUUGAUAAGCUAGUUCAGUGUUAAGAUGUUUUACCUGGAAGAUGGUAGUGAAGACAAGGAGAAGGUUCCUGAAGGCUCAUUAAGUAAAACUCAAGAUGUUUACCAUGACAAGGCCUUUCAUGGUAUCCUGUCUCAAACCAUGAAUUAUGUGGGACAGCUGGCAGGGCAGGUGAUUGUCACCGUGAAGGAACUCUACAAGGGCAUUAACCAGGCCACCCUCUCUGGGUGUAUCGAUGUCAUCGUGGUGCAGCAGCAGGACAGCACCUAUCAGUGUUCGCCUUUCCACGUUCGGUUUGGGAAGCUGGGAGUCCUGAGAUCCAAAGAGAAAGUGAUUGAUAUAGAAAUCAAUGGCAAUGCAGUGGAUCUGCACAUGAAGUUGGGUGACAAUGGAGAAGCUUUCUUUGUGGAGGAGACUGAAGAGGAAUAUGAAAAGCUUCCUGCUUACCUCGCCACUUCACCAAUUCCAACUGAAGAUCAAUUCUUUAAAGAUAUCGACACCCAUUUGAUGAAAUCGGGUGGAGAUGAAAAGCAAUCUCAGAGUCCAGACAUCUCACACAUCUUGGAAACAGAGACAGUUUUCACCCCAAGUUCUGUGAAAAAGAAAAAACGAAGGAGAAAGAAAUGCAGACCGGACAGUAGGAAGGAAGAGCAGGCUGCUUCUCCCGCUGCGGAAGACACGUGUGACGGGGGCGGGAGCUCUGAUGACGACAAGGGCUCCCAGUCAGCAAGAGGUUCUUCAAAUGCUUCCUUAAAGGAAGAAGAAUACAAGGAGCCUUUGCUCUUCCACACUGGAGAUCACUACCCCUUAUCUGAUGGAGAUUGGUCCCCUUUAGAGAACACCUAUUCCCAGGCAGCGUGUCCUAAGAGUGAUUCAGAGCUGGAGGUGAAACCCAGUGAGAGCCUGCUCAGAUCGGAGUCUCACAUGGAGUGGACGUGGGGAGGAUUUCCAGAAUCCACCAAGGUCAGCAAAAGAGAAAGAGCUGACUAUCAUCCCAGGACAGCUACAAUUACACCAUCAGAAAAUACCCAUUUUCGGGUAAUUCCCAGUGAGGACAGCCUCAUAAGUGAAGUUGAGAAGGAUGCUUCCAUCGAAGACACUGUCUGUCCUAUAGUGAAACCCAAGCCCAGAGCCCUGUGUAAGCAGCUGAGCGACACACCUCCCACUGCAGAGCUCCUUCAGCCUCUGGAGAGUCCCCAGAUUCCAUCUCUGUUAGAUGUAGACCACCUUCCCAGCCCAUCCUCAGCAGAGGCUGCCUUGGAAUCCAAACCAGCAGCUAAAAUAGACUCACCGUCAAAGAAGAAAGGUAUCCACAAGAGGAGCCAGCACCAGGGACCUGAUGAUAUUUACCUGGAUGAUCUAAAGGCUCUAGAACCUGAAGUUGCAGCUCUCUAUUUCCCUAAAAGUGAGUCGGAUCCCGGCUCCAGGCAGUGGCCCGAGUCUGACACGCUCUCUGGCUCCCAGUCGCCACAGUCUGUGGGAAGUGCAGCUGCUGAUAGUGGCACUGAGUGCCUCUCGGAUUCUGCCAUGGACUUGCCGGACGUCACCCUCUCCCUGUGUGGGGGCCUCAGUGAGAACGGAGAAAUCUCUAAAGAAAAAUUCAUGGAACAUAUCAUUACUUAUCAUGAAUUUGCAGAAAACCCUGGACUCAUAGACAAUCCUAACCUUGUAAUACGGAUAUAUAAUCGUUACUAUAACUGGGCGUUGGCUGCUCCCAUGAUCCUCAGCUUACAGGUGUUUCAGAAGAGUCUGCCUAAGGCCACAGUUGAGUCCUGGGUUAAAGACAAGAUGCCGAAGAAGUCUGGUCGCUGGUGGUUUUGGCGUAAGAGAGAAAGCAUGACCAAACAGUUGCCAGAAGCCAAGGAAGGAAAAUCUGAGGUGCCGCCAAUCUGUGACCUGCCAUCAAGUGCAAAGGAGUCGGCAAGUGCCAGGCCGGCUGAGGAUGACUCCUCGAGUGAUGAGGGGUCACAGGAACUGGAAGACUCAAUCAAAGUGGAGCCCAUCCCCAUGGAGCCCCUGAGCCACGGCAGCACAACGUCAUAUAAGAAGUCCCUUCGGCUCUCCUCAGACCAGAUCGCAAAACUGAAGCUCCAUGAUGGCCCAAACGAUAUUGUGUUUAGUAUCACAACCCAGUAUCAAGGAACCUGCCGCUGUGCAGGGACCAUUUACCUGUGGAACUGGAAUGACAAGAUCAUCAUUUCUGAUAUCGAUGGAACAAUAACCAAGUCCGAUGCUUUGGGACAGAUUCUCCCACAGCUGGGUAAAGACUGGACUCAUCAGGGCAUAGCAAAGCUCUACCAUUCUAUCAACGAGAAUGGCUACAAGUUUCUGUACUGUUCAGCCCGUGCCAUCGGCAUGGCCGACAUGACCCGUGGCUACCUGCACUGGGUCAAUGACAAGGGCACAAUCUUGCCCCGCGGCCCUCUGAUGCUGUCCCCCAGCAGCUUGUUCUCUGCCUUCCACAGGGAAGUGAUAGAAAAGAAACCAGAGAAGUUCAAAAUUGAGUGUCUAAAUGAUAUUAAGAAUCUGUUUGCUCCAUCCAAGCAGCCCUUCUAUGCUGCCUUUGGAAACCGUCCAAAUGAUGUCUAUGCUUACACACAAGUUGGAGUUCCAGACUGUAGAAUUUUCACUGUGAACCCCAAGGGUGAAUUAAUACAAGAAAGGACCAAAGGAAACAAGUCAUCGUACCACCGGCUGAGCGAGCUUGUGGAGCAUGUGUUCCCACUUCUCAGCAAGGAACAGAAUUCCGCCUUUCCCUGCCCGGAGUUCAGCUCCUUCUGCUACUGGCGAGACCCGAUCCCUGAAGUGGACCUGGAUGACUUGGCCUGAGAUGGCACCUCCACUGGGCAGGUAGGGCUCAGUCACUUGUCCCACAGCAAGGGAAGGUGACCAGCCCUUCUGCCAACCUCGGACACCAGCUUUCCCAAGCACGGCUGGGGGCUCCUGGAGCUGGCACUGCUGUCCUUUGCCUUCCUAAGCUGGCUGCUUGGACCCCGCAGGUCUGCGGCUCAGCGCGAGGGACCAGGGCAGAGCUCAGCCCAGGGCUGGAGGCUGUGCUUCCUCCCUCGCAGGCUGCACACAUACUUCGUCGAGUUGUGCGUGGGGUGCUCCUUCCAUCACACAAUUUAAAAGAAAGAAAAAAAGCUAAAAAAGAGUGGACCAAAACAUUACACAGAGUAAACUGUUACAAUUUCCAUGGGGCAUUUGAGCUGGUUUCUCUGUAACCAGGGCUGUCUUCAGAGGCUCAGACCCUCUGAACUGCCACAAGUCCAGUUAGUGAUGUGGGCUAAGACUGUGCACAUUUCCCCAUUGGGCGCCUCACUUCCUGCUGUAUUGGACAGGACUGCUGCUUGGGUGGGCCAACUUGGGCAGGACCCCCCAGGCCCCUGCCCCAGAGCCACUGAGCCCAGCCCCACAGAUGUGGGCUUCCGGAGGACAGAAUCCCCCUAGAUCAGCGGUUCUCAACCUGUGGGUCGCGACUCACAGGAACUGUAUUAAAGGGCCACGGCAUUAGGAAGGUUGAGAACCGCUGCCCUAGACGGUCUUCUCAUGAGUCUUCCCCACAGUGAGAGACCUUUACGUUAUUUUUUACAUCUAACCAGAAGAACAGAUUUUGCAGAUCUGUAUUCGAUGUCUGCAAUUAAAACGUCAAAAGUGGGAAGUUGGGUUUUAAAACAAAACAAAAAAACCCAACAACUAUAUUUUCAGGGAGGCCCUGGAAAUGCAGAUACAGUUGCAUUGGUCCCGGGAAGAGUGCGGUUUCUUUCUGCCAGUUGCCUGGCCUAGAUGGGCCUUUGGGUGUCUUGCUUUUUUUUUUGAUUUCUGAAAUUCUGUGGUCCAGAUUUGUCAGGGAAGCACAGUGAAGUUUGCUUGAAAGCAUUAGGCUUUGACAUUUGAAAUCACCACCCUGUAAUAAAGCCCAAUGGACGCUGUGCAAGAGGGGUCUUGGAGAGUCCUGUGAGCCCACAUCCCUCAUCACUGUCCCCUCCAGCCAGGCAUUCCUGUGGUUGGUGGUGUCAAGGCCGCCCUGUGAGACCCAUGAGGGUGUGAGAUGCCCACGUGUUCUCACUAAAAUGUGCACAGCAGCUCCACUUAUUGGCUCAUUUAUUUAUUAUAAUGAGCUCAUAUCAAAUGUCCAGGCAGAUGGCACCAAGGCAGGAUUGUGUGCUGUCCUCCCCUCGGAGCAUUCACAGCUACUGCAAUAUUGACACCAAGAGAGCUGCAAGAGAGGAGACUUCCUAGGGGACCAGAAAUGGCACCAGGUCAUAGUCACCACGGUGAGAGCACAGGAGGUCAAGGCUCCUGAGCAGAGGGGCUGCAGAUACAGACUGACGGACUCUGCAGUCAUAUGGGGCUGGUGGUCUUGCUUUAGGUCUUGAUCUAUAAAGGGGGAAUAGGGGAGGUUAUUUUUCCAGAUUGGAGAGUUGAAAGUCCUUGACGACUGACUGCAGCUGUUUUUUCCUAGUGCUGGUGGGUGCACAGAGGACAUUGAAAUGCCUUGAGCACAAUUCCCAGGGGCAAAACCUGGGAGCCACAUGUGCCCAGAGAAGGGACAACACAAGCUUUCUCUGGUGCAAACCUUGUUCUUCUUAAAUAGUUCAUAAGACUGUUUAAUCAAUUUAUUUAUGUAUAGUGGGUUAGGGAGCCUAGGUUAUGUUUAUAUGGAGUUCUAUCCAGUUAGUGAAUUAAAAUCCUAGCAGAGCAGCCAUGUAGCCACUUCAUUCCAUAGACGCCGUCCUCAUGUCCUCUUGACUGCCUUCUGGUUAGAGGAAGAAUAAGAGCUUUAUGUGUUUAACCUGAGCUUCGUAGGACUUCUUUGCAUAGGAGUGGUACUAAAAAUCUUAAUAUACAUCUUUAGUUCUUUUUAGGUUGUCCUUUAAAGAGUUUUUGACUAGGGUGUUUCUUUUUCUUGACAAGCUCUUCUCUAAAUUUAGACACGUGGCCUUGUUAGAAGGUCCAGCCUAGGACAUGGGUCCCGGCCCUGUGUUGAGAGUGGCUGGCCCCUGUGUCCCAGUGUCCGUUAGCACUAGACUUGGUUGCUGCAGAUUGAUCCAGUGGGUACAUAGGCUGAUUAAUGUGAGUCUUUUUCCUUGUUUAAAGGAGUCCUUCUUGCUGAAAGUAGAUGAUUACUUUUGCUAUAAUGUUAUGAAAGUAUUAAGUUUGUGCUGAAAAUCCAUUGCCAUUUGGUACAAAUGACAUUUGUUCUUUCUGUGAAAGAGAGAUGCCUUCGAGUGUGUUUGUACACAAACCCUUACGAUGGUGAACUGAAGCAUCACGCUCACUGUUCGCAGUGACAGUGGUGUCACAGGGAGAUGGUAGGCAGGUUGGCUCUUCUUCAUUCUAGCGGACACUCCCUCGGUGACCCGGACCCUUCCCCUCUUUGCAGUGCAGUCUGACUCUAGUGUUCCCUUUGAUGUCCCUGUGUGGAAAGCCCCUCCUGCCAACUCUGGCCCUUGCCAGGGUGUGCGAGGUACACGUGUGGACCUAGAGCAUGCAGGCAGCCUCCAUGUUUGAGUACUAUGUUUUGCUGUGUUUAAAAACAUCUGCAUAGUUUUCAACUGGAAAAAGAAAACAGCUUAAGUGCGUACUGUCCUAAAAUGAAAGCUGCUAAAAAUCAUGGGGAGAACAGCUGAGGAACAAAGCUGACUGAGUGACCGGGAGGUGCUCUGCCCCUGGACAGCCCACUCGACUGUCCGGCCGCAUGAGUGUCCGGGCAAGACCUUUUAUGGAAACAACGGUUAGAGAGGAGUCAGCUCUUUCACUUUGUGCAGGUUGGUGAAAACAGACUCCACUCUUCCAGAGAAUUUUAUCUUAUCAUCCUAUGUAUUCUGGGAAGCCGUGUUUUCCCCAUUUUUGGAGCUUGCUGGGUUUAAUAAAACUGGUUAAAAAUGGAGUUUUUUCUUCAAUUGUUUUUUUCCAGGUGAAAACUUUUUAUUUUUUAUUCAGUUUAAAGGUAAAGAAUGGAGGGAAAACCUUGCUAUUUUAAUAAUUAUGUUCAGCCUAUGAUGAGAAGUAUUUGAUGAUUAGACAGCAAUGUCACUAAUAAGUUUUAAGUUAUCAGAAAUUAAUUGUAAACAUCAAUACAGUACUCUUAGUUAUGGUAAAGAUAAUUGUCUUAAGAUGAAUGGCUCAUAUUUUGGUGCAGUGUUUGAUGUUCAAAACAAAAUGUUACAAAAAUAAACAAAC